AUGGCUUUACAAGAUAUUAGAAUUCUGGUUGCAAUAGACUUUGGAACCACCUAUUCUGGUUUUGCGUAUGUCCAUAAAGAAACCCCUGAAAGCGUUGUUGUAAACAGUUCUUGGCCAGAACGAGAAGGUAUUUUUAAAACACCUACAGCAUUGCAAUACGAUGAGGGAUAUAAUAAUGUGACAAAUUGGGGAGAUUCGGCAUUGGAAGAGGAACCUGAUGAAGAAUUUGAUGAUCCAGAAGAACAACGUCCACGUCCUGUGGAAUUAUUUAAGUUACAUUUAUCGGAUUUACAAGAGCAUGAAAAACCUUGGUUACCCCCUCAAUUGAGUCAUAUUAAAGCCAUUGAAGAUUAUUUAACUCAAAUGAGGAAACUAAUCAAAAAAACUCUUGAGAUACGACGGCCUACUUUAAGAUUCCCUCAUCAAGUUAAUUUUGUAUUUACAAUUCCAGCCGAGUGGCCUCCGAAUACAACAAGAAUCAUGAGGCAAUGUGCAUAUAACGCAGGAUUAUUGACCAACUUUAAUUCAAAGAAUAUCGAAUUUACUACUGAAC
Molecule: messenger RNA, 553 nt
Organism: Funneliformis mosseae
Lineage: Eukaryota; Fungi; Glomeromycota; Glomeromycetes; Glomerales; Glomeraceae
Source: the annotation of a GenBank genome assembly